Gadus chalcogrammus (walleye pollock) is the source of this 2240-nucleotide messenger RNA. RefSeq names its product cyclin D binding myb-like transcription factor 1 (gene dmtf1). Gene Ontology annotation, cellular component: nucleus. The coding region runs from base 224 to 2185 and encodes 653 amino acids. NCBI's taxonomy places the organism in Eukaryota, Metazoa, Chordata, Actinopteri, Gadiformes, Gadidae. Gene Ontology annotation, biological process: regulation of transcription by RNA polymerase II. Gene Ontology annotation, molecular function: DNA-binding transcription factor activity, RNA polymerase II-specific; RNA polymerase II cis-regulatory region sequence-specific DNA binding. The record is from RefSeq and is a predicted model, not a curated record. The transcript is spliced from 18 exons.
GUUAAAAUCAGCAAUAUAUGUUAUAUGUUUUCUUUAACGUAUACAUCUAUCCCUACUGGGUGUCAAAAAAGUCUAUGUAAUUUCAUGCAAUUAAUAAGUUGUGCUUGAAUGGGUUGAUUAUGUUCCUGAAAGAAAUGCUGCAAUAACGGCCGAGCCUCCAUCCUGGCAUUUGCCUUCAUCCUGGUCCCCUCGAAGUCCCCGGACCAAAAACAGGAAGUGAACUAUGAGCGCGGAGGCGGAGGAAAUAACGCUACAGACGGUCAACUCUGUCACGCUGACCCGGGACAGCGAUGGGAGCCUCAUACUGCACUGCCCUCCUAUUGACGAGGCUUCUGAGCCUCUUCAGAAGAAGAUCCGCCUGACCACAGACGAGCUGGAGGACUCGGAGGAAGCACAGUUCACUGUGGUCAGCCAACCUCUGUCAGAGAAUGACGAGAGCUUUGAGUUGACCAUGACCGCCACGGCAGACAGUGACCUCACGGAGGGGAGCGUAGCGCAGAUUCAGAUCCUGCAGGUAGAAGCAGAGUCCCUGCCUUCUCAGGAGAAGAGCAGCGAUGACGUGUCGCCCGUCAGCCAGGCCUGGUUCACCACAAAGGAGGACAAGGACACGCUGGCCAAUAAAGGCCACACGUGGAAGCAGGGCAUGUGGUCCAAGGAGGAGGUUGAAAUCCUCAUGAGCAACAUCGCGCGCUACGUGAAGAACCGUGGCAUGGAGGACCCGGCGGAGAUCAUCUUUGAGAUGUCCAAGGAGGAGCGGAAGGACUUCUACCGCAGCGUGGCCUGGGGGCUGAACCGGCCGCUGUUCGCCGUGUACCGCCGCGUGCUGCGCAUGUACGACAACAGCAACCACGUGGGCAAGUACACCCACGGAGAGAUCGAGAAACUAAAAACGCUGAGGAAGAAGCACGGUAACGACUGGGCCACCAUCGGGGCGGUACUGGGCCGCAGUGCCUCGUCCGUCAAGGACCGCUGUCGGCUGAUGAAGGACACCUGCAACACGGGCAAGUGGAGCGAGGAGGAGGAGCGGCGGCUGGCCGAGGUGGUGUACGAGAUGGCCGGGGUGUCGCCGGGCGUGGCCGUCACCGGGGGCGUGUCCUGGGCCUCGGUGGCGGAGCGGGUGCGCUCGCGCUCGGAGAAGCAGUGCCGCUCCAAGUGGCUCAACUACCUCAACUGGAAGCACAGCGGGGGAACCGAGUGGACCAAGGAGGACGACCUGGGCCUGGUGCGCAGGAUCAUGGAGAUGCAGGUGGAGGAGGAGAACGAGCUGCGGUGGGAGGAGCUAGCCGGGGGCUGGAGCAGCGUGCGCUCGCCUCAGUGGCUGCGCUCCAAGUGGUGGAACAUCAAGAGACAAGUGUCCAAUCACAAGGAGAUCCCCUUCAGCCUCCUACUGGAAGUCCUGCAGGACCUGAUGGAGUCCUCCCAGGCCAACGCCGGCACGGGGAGUCCCGCCUCCUCGGCCGCGCUGCGAGUGGCGCGAUUGGACGAGAGCGGCGGCGGUGCCGUCGGCGGGGACGACGGGGCGUCGGCGAGCUCGGUGGCAGCGCUGCAGAUCCCGGUCCAGAUCCCCCUACAGAUCACACACCUGGACGGCUCUGCUGCCCCCGGCGACGGAGACACCAUCACCCUGAACACCGGAGCCCUGCAGACCUUCGAGAUCCUACCGUCGUUUCACCUGCAGCCCACCGGCACGCCCGGGACCUACUACCUCCAGACCACGUCCAAUCAGGGCCUCAGUCUGUCCACCAGCCAGGGCCUGCCUCUCGGCCUGGGCAGCAACAGCACCGUCACCCUGACCACAAGCUCCUCGCCCUCCUCGCCUGAGCACCAGAUCAUCCUACACAGCCUGUCCGCGGAGGGCCUCUGCUCCAGCGACGGGGUCAUCAUCCAGACGGUGACCUCUGACCCCUCCUCCUCGGACCCCCUCGGCCAAUCACAGCUGAUUGUGGAGACGGCGGGACAGGAACAGGAGGUGGGGCUUGAGGCCUCCAGCCUCCUCGUUGGUGAUGAGUGUGUUUCAUCGGAGGCUCAGCCAAUGACAGACGGCUUUGCUGACAAGGUCCUGAGCUCCACGUCUGUUGAGGAGACCUCUGCCCUUGCCCCCGGCAGCACUGUGCUGAUCGUCUCUGCACCCAUCAGCAGCACACUGACGGAUCCGAUCCUGGAGAACCAGGAAGGAUCAGACUGAGUGGCGUGGCGGGGGUGGACACCCCCGUUCCGCUGACACCUCAACACCAGACCUG